Messenger RNA from Pseudomyrmex gracilis, 719 nucleotides. It is a transcript of the gene mRpL54, whose product is annotated as 39S ribosomal protein L54, mitochondrial. Lineage: Eukaryota; Metazoa; Arthropoda; Insecta; Hymenoptera; Formicidae. Bases 290 to 688 code for a protein of 132 amino acids. Gene Ontology annotation, cellular component: mitochondrial large ribosomal subunit. The transcript is spliced from 2 exons. The record is from RefSeq and is a predicted model, not a curated record. Gene Ontology annotation, molecular function: structural constituent of ribosome.
AUCUAGUUUAGUAUAGAUAUCUGUGCUACUCUACUUCCAAUGGAAACGGAACAUUAAAUUUGAUCUGUACCGGAGUGAAACCGAAUUGAGGGUUUCGAUGGAAACUAGACCACUGUUACGGCCUACAACUCUCCAUUGUAGAUGGCUCUUUACGCACGUUCCGCACCAUCUGACUUUUCCCUCAGAAUGUCAUAUGGACUAACCAUUCUAGGUCCAGGAGUCAUAUGCUAAACUAAACUUACAAACUGAAGGAAAGAAAGAAGUGAGAAGUAUAUUAUUUCAUAAAAAAAUGAAUCUGCUUGUGAUUUGUCGACUUUCUCAGUUAUCAAGACACUUAUUACCUAUUCAAAAUAUGAUACAAAUAAGAGAUUAUGCCAUACCAGGAAAAGGAGGAAUAAAAAAACUAUCUAAAAAGACACUAUCUGCGACAGAAAAGAAAUUAUUACCUGUAGAAAAAGAUGUUAACAGACUCUUGACUCAUGUAUGCGGUACAAACAUCUAUAAAGAAGAAGGAGAAGAUAUCAAGAUACAAUCUGAUUCUGAAUAUCCUAAUUGGUUAUGGACUCUUAGAACUGGUCCUCCACCAAGUUUAGAAGAAUUAGAUGUUAACACAAAACAAUAUUGGAGAAGAUUGCGAUUACUUGGAUUAAAAAGAAAUAAUAAAGAAAGAGCAACCAGAAAAUUCUAAUUUAUAUUAUAUGUAAAACUUUAGUAUGUGU